GACUGCCCUUGCGCUGUCACGAUGGUCGAUGCUCGAGGGUCGAGUCCAGUCUUUUUGACGGUUGCAGUUGGUUACGUAUGGGAGCGUAAUCCGUAAUCUGUUCGCAGCCAGGGCCAAUUUCCCAGAUAAAGCUGUGAUUGGCCACCCUUGACAGAACGCAACCCAUCCCAGCACCGCCGAGUGCCCACCACCACCACCGGUUCCCCCUGUCGCUUUUUACCCACAACCCGCGUUCCCCUUUCGAGAACCUGACGCUCCCUUUGCCCCCAUCCCCGUCACAGGCGUCCCCCCCUAAAAAAAAGUCCAAGUCGAGGAGCAUCCAAGCAACAACCUCGCCCAGCCCUACACAUCACGAGGCACACUCCAAGCAGAAGUACCGACAAACAAAGCCUCCUAGCACCCCUAGCACCGCACUUCUCCUCCUUCCUCAGCUCACUGUCGCAGUUCUUCUUCCCAUACGGUCGCAGCUGGCUUGGCCAUCCACUCGUUUUGUUCACACCGCAGCACGACCUACAACGUCCUGCCGCGCCGCAGCCAACCCUCGUCUCAAAUUUCUCGACGUUGGCUUUUUACCCUUCUCUCGACAUCGACGUGAUAUCCAUCCGCGAGCCCUCGAGGAGCCUUCAGAUCUAACAACACAACGACUGCAAAGAUGGGCGUCGACGAGAAGGUUCGCGCCUCUGGCGAGCAGGUCCGAGAUACCCUCCCGACAGUCAACCCAGACGUCGAGAAGUCGCAACCACCCAAGCCAUCACUCCAUCCGGCUUUCUACGUGACCAUCUGGAUUUCCCUGAGUUCCUCCGUCAUCCUCUUCAACAAAUGGAUUCUCUCCACGCUCGGGUUCGGUAAGGACGCCUACAACCAGGAAUGCACUAGGAAGCAGAACACAUGCUAA
This is a messenger RNA of Podospora pseudopauciseta, 895 nucleotides long. RefSeq lists its product as uncharacterized. The record is from RefSeq and is a predicted model, not a curated record. NCBI's taxonomy places the organism in Eukaryota, Fungi, Ascomycota, Sordariomycetes, Sordariales, Podosporaceae. The transcript is spliced from 2 exons. Bases 653 to 895 code for a protein of 80 amino acids.